This is a messenger RNA of Oenanthe melanoleuca, 2377 nucleotides long. RefSeq names its product LUC7 like 2, pre-mRNA splicing factor (gene LUC7L2). Bases 323 to 1519 code for a protein of 398 amino acids. Gene Ontology annotation, biological process: mRNA splice site recognition. The transcript is spliced from 10 exons. Gene Ontology annotation, molecular function: mRNA binding. The record is from RefSeq and is a predicted model, not a curated record. Gene Ontology annotation, cellular component: U2-type prespliceosome; U1 snRNP. Lineage: Eukaryota; Metazoa; Chordata; Aves; Passeriformes; Muscicapidae.
AAGGAGCGCAGGGCGCGUGCGCGCAGGUUUCCGUUCCCGCCGGCGCGCGCGCGUGGCGGGCGCGGGAGGGAGCGGGAGGAAGGGAGCGUGUGGGGGCGCGAGCCGGCGGCACCGGGCCCGGCGCGAGGCGAGUUUCCCGCUCCGCUUCCCUGCGGGAAAGCCAGGCGGGGGCAGCCCCGCUCCCUCCCUCCCCCCGCGGCCGCGGGGGAGCGGCCCCGCCCGUGACGCGAGGGGCAGGGCCGAGCGCCCGCCGCGCCUCGGGCCUUGUAGGCCGCUGUCGGCGUGACUCGGCCGGGCCGCGUCGGCCCACCCCGCGCUCAAGAUGUCGGCGCAGGCCCAGAUGCGCGCCAUGCUGGACCAGCUCAUGGGCACGUCCCGGGACGGUGACACAACCCGUCAGCGAAUCAAAUUCAGUGAUGACCGAGUGUGCAAGAGCCACCUUCUCAACUGCUGUCCUCAUGAUGUGCUCUCUGGAACUAGAAUGGACCUUGGAGAAUGCCUCAAAGUGCAUGACCUGGCAUUAAGGGCAGACUAUGAAAUAGCAUCCAAAGAUCAAGAUUUCUUCUUUGAGCUUGAUGCAAUGGACCACCUGCAGUCAUUUAUUGCAGACUGUGACCGGCGAACAGAAGUGGCUAAGAAAAGACUAGCAGAAACUCAAGAAGAGAUCAGCGCUGAAGUUGCAGCUAAAGCUGAAAGAGUUCAUGAAUUGAAUGAAGAAAUCGGGAAACUGUUGGCCAAAGUAGAACAGCUUGGAGCUGAUGGGAAUGUGGAAGAAUCUCAAAAAGUAAUGGAUGAAGUGGAGAAGGCUCGGGUAAAGAAGAGAGAAGCAGAAGAAGUAUACAGAAAUUCUAUGCCUGCCUCUAGCUUUCAGCAGCAGAAGCUACGGGUUUGUGAAGUGUGCUCAGCUUAUCUUGGUCUUCAUGACAAUGACCGACGACUUGCUGAUCACUUUGGAGGAAAACUACAUUUGGGAUUUAUUGAAAUAAGAGAGAAGCUUGAGGAACUCAGGAGGAUUGUGGCUGAUAAACAGGAGAAACGAAAUCAGGAACGCCUGAAACGUAGAGAGGAGAGGGAAAGAGAAGAAAGGGAGAAACUAAGGAGGUCCAGAUCCCACAGCAAGCAUGCCAAAAGAUCCAGGUCCCGAGACCGCCGCAGACACCGCUCUCGCUCAGCCUCGCGGGAACGCAAGAGGAGGACUCGAUCCAAGUCCCGUGAGAAGCGCCACCGCCACCGGUCCCGCUCCACCAGCCGCAGCCGGAGCCGCAGCCAUCAUCGAAGCAGGCACAGCUCCAGGGAGAGGAGCCGAGAACGCAGCUCCAAAAAGAGAUCCUCUAAAGAAAGAUCUUCCAGAGAUAAAGAGCGUUCAAGAGAUCGCGAUAGAACAUCCCGUGACAAAGACAGAAGCUCAAGGGAGAGGUCGCCGCGGGAUUUCAAGGACAAGAAACGUUCGUACGAAAGCGCUAACGGCCGAUCGGAAGAGCCCAGGAGCUCAGAGGAGCGUGAAGCAGGGGAGAUAUAACUGGCUGUAUAUUCACCUGAUCUCUAGCUUCCUAUGGAGUUGCAUACUUUGGUUUAGUUUACAGUUGUUCAAAGGGACACCAGUGAGCAGUUCCAACACUGAUCCAACUAGGGUAGAUGUACAGUAUAUGAAAGUGGUUAUAACAAAGUCAGAGUUAAACCCCAUGAAUUAAUGAUGCCUAAAGCUGGGUCCUGGACUUCCACCAAGUUGUAAAACUUUUCUGAGAGAUUUCUCUUUAUUCAGGACGACAGUUUUAUGUACCAAGAUGCAGAUCUCAAUGUUUUUAAUCUCCUUUCCAAUACAAGUUAGUGAACAAAUUAUAUUGUACUACUUGCCUUGGGUGCUUUUGAACCUUUAUAAAUUCUCCAAUUCUGCUCCGGUCAAAACAGCAGCAUUGAAAGGUUGUAUUUUGGGGGACUUUUUUUUUUUUUUUUUUUUGGUUGCUUUUUUGUAAGAGGGUGGGUGGAUGGAUAUUAACUUUUACUCUAAGAUUAUGUUCCCAGUGUUGGGUUUUAUUUUUGUUUGGGAUCCUAGGAGUUGAUUACAGUGGGAGCAUUUAGACAGGAAUGUGUGCUGGAGAAAGCGGAAAUGUCUUUUUACAGUGCCUAUUUAGACUUGGAAAUUGAACAGCUGUUGCAUUACAUCUUUUUUAUUUCUACUUAAAUUUUGAAAUCAAAGCCAGUCCCAUAUCUGUACCAUUUGAUUGGUAUGUGUUCAAUAUAUUUGUUUUUUUCCAUAAGGACUCUUUCUGCUUUUUCUUGUGGAGUUCAUCUUUAAUUGUAUUAAAACAAACAGAAAAAACCAGCAACAACAAACAAAAAUUAAGAACAAAAGAAAUAAAAAAAAAUUAAAAAGAAA